Molecule: messenger RNA, 4502 nt
Organism: Penaeus indicus
Lineage: Eukaryota; Metazoa; Arthropoda; Malacostraca; Decapoda; Penaeidae
Exons: 3
Coding region: 138-4154 (1338 amino acids)
Cellular component (GO): ribonucleoprotein complex
Molecular function (GO): RNA binding
Source: RefSeq, a predicted model, not a curated record
CGAGAGAUGGUCGCUGACUGAGCAACACACCAAACUAGGAGAUUUUAAGUGGAAAAUUACCCAAUUCACCUAAACUUUAGCUGGGAGAAGUGAUAUCAGCAGAUAGCUUGUGAAGCAGAGGUUCUGGCGGCGCCACGAUGAGUGUCAUCAUUCGCCUGCAGAACCUCCCGUGGUCGGCCAACGCCCUCGACAUUCGGGAGUUCUUCAAAGGGUUACAGAUACCGGAGGGCGGCGUGCACAUCGUGGGCGGGGAGCUCGGAGAUGCCUUCAUCGCCUUUGGGACCGACGAGGAUGCCCGCCUUGCCAUGCAGAAGACAGGCUCCACACUCAAAGGCAUUCAGGUGACCUUGCUGCUGUCCUCGCGGUCAGAAAUGCAAAAGGUCAUUGAGUCAGCCCGGCAGCAGGCCAUGGCUCUCCAGGGGUACAUGGCCCCCGCCCCCGUCCCCUCACAAAAGCCGCCGCAGCCAAUGCCUCAGGCAGUGUCUCAGCAGCCGCCUCCGCAGCAGCAGGUAGGCCCAGUCGGGCAGAUGCCGCCACAAAAUCCUUAUCAACAGCAGCAGCAGCAGUCGGCAUCACACAUGCAUUACCCGUCACCCAUGCACCAGAUGUCUCCUGACACCCGCCACAGCCAGCUGCCUCCUCACAUGCAGAAUCAGAGCCAUCUCAUGCAGACGCCUCCCAUGGCCAAUUCAGGGAAUAGCCAGCUUCACCCCAAUCAUGUUCCCAUGCACACGCAUGGAGGUGUCGACUCGCAUAACCAUAUGCAUUCCUCAGCUAACCAGCUUGAGAAGAAGGAUGAUAAGAAGGAUUCUUCAGCUCCUUCAUCUAAGCGAGAUUCCAAGGGACGCGACGGCCGGCGUCGGAGGUCCAAAUCACGAAGCAGGUCUCGCUCCAGGUCAAGAGACCGAGACCGCCGCCGUCGCCACAGGAGCCGCUCGAGAUCUCGCAGUCGGGACCGCAGCGGCCGCAGCCGGCGACGUAGCAGGAGUAGGGAGCGUGAUCGUGGAAGAGACAGGACUCGUGACCGCAGCGACCGCGAGAAGGAUCGCCUAGGGAGGCCAGGGCGUGACCGUGGAGACCGUGACAGCCAAGACACUCUUGAAAUGGCAUCACCUCAAGAAUCCCACAUGAAGGAGGGAAGCAACGGAGGAAUACCCGGCCUUGGAGACAUCCCAAGUGCGAGCAUGAGGGGCCCACUGCCCAGCAGCCUCACUGAGCCACCCAAGAACUCACCUAUCCACACCCCCUCGCCGGCCUCCACGCCAGCAUAUAACACUGCCCCUUCCUUCAAUUCGGGCAGCGCCUAUAAUUCAGCCUUGCCAUUUAGUGGGCAGUCAUUUAACUUCCUUAACAUGAAUGUUCCACCUCCAAAUAUGGUAGGGUCAGCUAAGUUUAAUGAAUCAUUAGAGAUGGAUCCUGAUGAGGAAAGCCAAAUGUCAAAAGAGGCUUCAGGAAGUGAGUAUAUAUCUGAUCAGGUGGGAAGUCACAAAAGUGAACAGAUGUUUUGCCAGAUGAGAGGCGAUAAAGGCCAAAUGGGAGCCCUAUUGGAUGGGUUGCCAGUGCACAGACCUGAAUCUACAGGGCUCUUGGGUGAUGCUCCCGGUGAAGUCCCUUAUGGUGCUUUUGCAGGAAGAGGCUUUGGCUUGCCGAGAAGUAAUGAUGGAUUUGGUUAUGACAGAGCUCCUGGCAACCGUCCAUCAUCAGCUGAUGGCAGAAAUUCUGAUUAUGAGUCAAGAAGUCGAGAUGGCAGGAUGGGCGGUGGAAGGGACAACAGAGACUACAGAGAUGUUAGAGGAUAUAGAGAGAUGGAUGGGAGGGAAGGCAGAGGAUCGAAGGAUUCGCGUGAAGAAAGAGAUCGAGAGGAUUCAGAUCGUCGGGGCAACUGGGGCCCGAGAGGAGAUUCGAGGGACGAGCGAGGGAACAGGUGGGACAGCCAGGAAGACCGCGAGUCGGCAGGGUGGAGUCGGGGACGAGAGGGCUGGGGUGGGCGUGGGGAACGGGACAACUGGUCUGGCAAGAGUAGCCGUGACUCUCGUGACAGCUGGAGUGACCGUGACGGAGGCUGGAGUAAACGUGAAGGCCGCAACUGGGAAGACCAUGAUGGGUACUAUGAAGACAGGGAAGAUGAGGACAACUAUGAAGAAGUCUAUGAACCCAUGGGGCGUGGUGGCUACCGUGGUCGAGGGAUGCGGGGCUGGGACAGAGGCAGAGGCCGUGGCCGCGGAUUCGGCCCACGAUACGGUGAAUACCGUGAAGGUUAUCCAGAGGGUCAUCCAGAAGAGGGCUACGGAGGAUAUCGUGGAGGAUACCGCGGUGGUUAUCGUGGCCGAGGUGGAGGCCCAGGUGGAUACAGGGAUGGAGAGGGAGAUAACUCCAAAUUCACUUGCAGUGUGGAGAUCCGAAAUGUGCCUCCUGGAACCUCUUAUCGUGCAAUACGAGAACUUUUCCAUGGCAUCUAUGUACCUAACAACAGCAUCAAACUGCUUGCCGAUGAGCAAGGAAAUCGUCUAAAUGUUGCUCUUCUGAAGUUCUCACAGCCUCGCGAUGCACUCAGGGCUGUUCGAUGUUCUGGGAAGUAUCUGUACGACAGCCCAGUCGAUAUUAUGUUUAUAAGUGAUUCUAAGUAUGACACAGCAACAGAUGUGAACACGAUGCAGAGCAAACUCAAUCCCGGUGGCAAGCCAGGUUCGAGUGGAUUUGAUGAAAAGUCACAAGAUGGCUCUUAUAUUUGUGUGUCUGGCAUCCCAGAUGGAUGUGCAGAAAAUGAUGUUGCUCAAUUAUUUAACAGAUUCAAGAUAGUGGACAUUAUCCUGGAAAGGAACAGGGACUCUUUAGGCACUUGUUAUGUUCGACUCCAGUCACCAGAUGAAGCGCAGAGAGCUGUAGACUCACUUGCAGGGAAUGCAGUCCUGGAUGGCAGCCAACUCAAGAUUGAACUUUGUUCCCCAGACAACCUUUCAGCUACCAAGGAUUCGAGCAUCAAAUCUCAGCAAGAUCAGAAGUUGACUGGCAAUACAAUGGACUCCGGGGAUAAAGACAUGGAGAGUCGCAACGGUGAUGAUGGUCCUGGAAAACAUACCCCUCUUGGUGCUGAUCUACUUACAGACUCUGUGGUAAUGAAAGGUGUGCCCAAAGACACAACAGAAGCAAAUAUUCGAGAUUUCUUCAGUGAUGAAGGGUUAGUCCCAGAACGUGUACAUUUCUGUGAUUCCCUUGAUGAUGGCACACAUCCUGUGUAUGUCAUGUUCCCAUUGAUCCAGGAUGCUCGCCGUGCGGUUGGUAAGAGUCAACAGCAACUUGGCAAAGUUAAAGUUCAAGUUGAGCUGAUAGCCAAACCAGUUGUUAUGUCAGCUAUGGGUUUGAAGUUCGACCCGCUGGAACUCAUCAAGAAAGGUCAGGAGAGUCUGACAAAGACUGACAAUCAUGGAGACAAAGCAUCCGACCAAAGUUUAGAUCCAUCCCCAGACUCCAUGAAAAUGAACAGUGAGCACGACAACAGCGACUCCCAAAAGGUGGACACAGAUAGCCUGUCCAUGCCAAGAGGGCAGAACUCCAAACAGCCCCUCAUCCGGGAGCCGCUCCUCCAGCAUGGCCAGCCUCUACAGUCCGACAAGGAUUCACGCAAGGAUGAUAUGCAUCCGAAGUUCGACCCAUACUCCGGCAUGGGAGGGAUGCCGCGGGCGCCCUUCAGAGGGGGCUUGAUGGGUCACUUUCCCGGUGCACCUCGUAGCUUCAGGCCGCGCGGCGACAUGCGUGGUGGGAUGCACAGGAUGCCAGGUGGCAUGCGUGACCCAGGAGGAUUCGGAAGGAUGCGGGGCCCUUACCCUAUGAUGCGCGAGUCGGGAGACCAUGCCGGAGGCAAAGAGACCAUGGGCACUGCCAUCCCGCCGGAAAAAUUUGGCAAACCAGGGUGUGUGGUCGCGCUUGGAAAUGUCUCCUACCGCGCCACGACAGAUGAUAUUCUGGAAUUUUUCCAUGAUUUCCCUGACAUUCGACCGGUGAACGUGAUCAGGAGAUACAAUGAAUUCAAUCAGCCGACUGCUGACGCCCGAGUAUCCUUGUCUUCGCCCCAGGAUGCGCAGAGGGCAAUCAAAACUCUCCACAGACAGUAUAUGUGCAACAGACAGAUCUUCCUCUCCCUGGUUCAGGAAUGAGGACGUCCGUGCCGUUCUUUCAGCCCAGCAGACGACGCGCUCGAAGCCGCUGCAUGGUCUGCUGUACAUUUUUCUUUUUUCAUAGAUCACAAAUCUUUGUUAUGUCAGAUUAGUUACUGCUUAUUAUAGUUCUUCAUAAAGUACACCGUAAAUCAUGUACCUGGGGUUCUCUCUUCUAAGUAAGGAGAAGAUUGAAAGUUGUCUUUUCGUCUGAAUGGAAGAAAUGUGUAAAUAUAUUUUGUAGUUCCUUUUCCUGUUAUUUUCAGGAAGUUUGUGAAUGAACGGAUGCGUCUAAUUUUACUCAAAGUUUGUGUGUAUAUAAUGAAAUAAAAUACUUUCUUACAAUGA